Mya arenaria is the source of this 1459-nucleotide messenger RNA. RefSeq lists its product as uncharacterized. NCBI's taxonomy places the organism in Eukaryota, Metazoa, Mollusca, Bivalvia, Myida, Myidae. The coding region runs from base 279 to 989 and encodes 236 amino acids. The record is from RefSeq and is a predicted model, not a curated record. The transcript has 3 exons.
UUUAAAGAUGGCCAAAAUGUCAGAUAACAUUGUUUUUGAAGUUCGAAAUAUGAGAAUCGCAUGAGCAGCAAAUCUGAUAACUGAAUGUUGAACUUGCAUCUGUAUGCACUUUUUUAAAUUAUAUUUUAUCCAUGUGUGUUUUGAUAUUUUCACAAAAUUUUGAAAACAAUAUUGAAAACGGAAUUGCACUCAGUUUUGGAUAUAUUUAUAGGCACAUUUAACUAGUUGCUAGUGACAUUUAUUGUAAAUAGUUUAUAACCUUUUCUUAUAAACGUGAAAUGUCGCGGUUACCGAUGAUUCUGGUCGCCUUGUGCUUGCUGUCCACGUGGCCGUGCGGCGGCCAAAUAUCCCGUCGACGUCUCCGGAACCGCGGAAACACCCCGCGUCGUAACGAUCCAUCCUCGGGUCUACCCACGCACCUGCAACAGGCUUACUACAGCGCGGUCAACGAGGAUGACGGCUCAAACCAGCCGCCCGCCUCCACAACCGUCCGCUCUACAACAACAACGAGCCCAACAACAACAACAACAAUUACAGUGGCGCCAACGCGGGCCGACAGGCCGGGGAACUUUCCGGAUGACGAUGAUGCCGCAUCUACUAACCGCCAGAACAACCUCCGCUGGGGCACACUCGCCCCCACACCGCCGUCACCGGAAAACGUCGACUGCAUCGUCGAAGUUCAGGAGACUCGUUGGGAAGGUGGAAAGUGCACGCUCCUGAGCGGCCGCAGCCAGCGCUACGUGUGUCAAAGCGGCCCUUACAUCGCGUUCUCUCCAGUGUGUAAUCAGCGGGUUUACGCAUUACGCCGACUCCGUGAAGAAGAGGCCCGUUUGUCCCAGGAGACGGCUCAAGACGUCGCCGACGGCCAGGAAAUCGGAGGCCAGGAAUUACCGGCCUCGAUCACCGGGAGCGAUUUCCAGGGGCAGAUCACUGAACUGGCUCCCGAUAUCACACCAGCGAGCUCGGACAGUCUUUCACAAAGACGAUAAUUGAUUUAUUUGAAAGCUUUAAAACAAUAUCUAUCAAAGUCAAUCACAUUCUUUUUUUGGAAGAUGGUAUAUUCAUGUGUACAUAUUAACUUAUAAUGGAUAGACUAUUUGAGCAUUCUUGAAGUUUAUUCAGUACUACUUAUACGUAUAAACUAGUAUUACUAUUUCACUGCUUAAGUAAUAGUUAGAUGACAUGAAUUAAGACCUUAAUUAUUAAGAAUGGGCAGAGUGAGCGUACAUAAUUAUGACUUAGAAUACAACCGCAUUGGCUGAUACAUGUAAACGCAAAAUCUGACGCAGGAAGUGUGUAUCGGAUGAGUGACAGUAGGUAGACCUUUAAUCACCCACGAAGGUUGAACUUCUUUAUGAUUAAGCGUAGUACUAUCUGCAAUUUCAAUGGCUGAGAACAUGUUGUAUUCUAAGUUCUAAAUCUUCAGCGAAUGAAAUUGCAAAUAAAACGACGAAUAAAA